Zootoca vivipara (common lizard) is the source of this 6348-nucleotide messenger RNA. Lineage: Eukaryota; Metazoa; Chordata; Lepidosauria; Squamata; Lacertidae. The record is from RefSeq and is a predicted model, not a curated record.
UCCAGCGCCGGCGUCGCCAUUUUCUGGUGCCCAUAGAAGGGCAAAGCGGCACCAGAAAAAUGGCCGCCGGGAAGAAGCGAAUUUAAGGGAGAAUGCCGGGAUUUAACACCAAACGGGAGACCGCCGGGAAACGGUAAGAAAAAAGGGGUUUUCCCGGCGGAUACGGGAUACUUGGCAGCUAUGUCACAGUGUACCAAUUCUUAGUUGGUUCCAGGCUACAUAUUCUAAUGAGAUGCCAGGUGGAAACCUUUAAAAAUGUCUCUACAGUAAAUGGUUGCAUAGCAAAACAUAGAAUAUGAUUAAUUAUAGAGUAGGACUAAUGCACUUAAACAAAUGCUUUAAUUAGCAUACCAUGUUCUAAAAGUAGCUAAUGUUGGGCACAUCCAGUUCUGCUUCCAGUAAUAUCAGCUUACUGCUCAAAUUCCUGGAAAGAAUCUGUGUUGGUCUUUGGGAGCAAAAGAAAUCAUUUUAACUUGUGGGCAAGUUUUCUCUAGGCCUUCGGAUUUGCUAGUGGGAAUCCAAAGGCCUGUGGUCAAAAUGUAGAAAUACAGCAUCCAAUAUAACUUUCAAAAUAAAUGCAGAUGCACACUUUCCCAAAGUUAACAUAAAAGUAUAGUAUUUUAUCCUAUUGUGUGUUGUUAUUAUUUUACUGAAGUUAUUUAAGAUUUAUGCAAAAUAACUUGCAUAGAGUUUCUUGGAUUGAUGUAGUGUUCAGAUUUCAAAUGUUAGCUUAAACCUAUUGCAUCAAAACUGAAUUAUUAUUUUCUCCUGUAGAACAUAUGAUAUAACUUACUUUUUAAAAUAUGUGUUUUAAGGUUAAGGUUUCCCCAGGUCUCAAGAAGUUAUUUGUAAUAACAGCAGUGGGUGCAGUGUCUGUGCUCUUUCUUGCCCAUCACUUCAAAAGAAAGCGUGGGAAGAAAACCAGGAAUGUAUCUCCAUGGGAGCCAGGCCACGUGGUGUUAGACUAUAUAAAAACACCUGCAUCAGAGAAAGGUUCCAGUUGUUCCAGCAGCAGACAAAAUCUAACACUUUCGUUGAGUUCAGCCAAAGAAAAGGGUUCUCAAUCCUAUAUCAAUGCAAAUGGAGGCCUUUUCAGUAAAUAUUCGGGUUCAGUGCAGAGUUUGGCCUCGGUCCAAAGUGCCGCAUCCUGUCCUAGCUGUGCUUGUGUCAAUUCUAGUUCCUGGGACAAAGCAGAUGAAGAUGAUAUAAAGCUGGUCAAUGUUCCAGUAACUACUCCAGAAAAUUUAUACUUGAUGGGAAUGGAACUAUUUGAAGAAGCUCUUCGCCGAUGGGAGCAGGCACUGACCUUUCGUAACAGGCAAGCGGAAGAUGAAGCCAACUGUAGCGCCGUCAAACUUGGAGCAGGUGACGCUAUUGCAGAAGAAAGUGUAGAAGAUAUCAUUAGUGCUGAAUUUAUUCAUAAACUUGAAUCCUUGCUCCAAAGAGCUUAUCGUCUUCAGGAAGAAUUUGAGGCUUCUCUUGGGGCAUCUGACCCUGCUUCCUUUGCCAAUGAUAUUGAUAAAGACACCGAUAUCACUGUAAAGGAUAAUACCGAAGAAUGCAGCCUGCGGGAUACAUUAAGCAUUGGAUCAAUAGAAUCAUUUGUUUCAGCUGCUGAGCUUGCAGAACACAAAGAGAGCCGAAACUCUUAUAAUCUGGAUUCGCUGUGCCAUUGCCCAUUAUACGAAGAAGCUAUGCACCUGGCAGAAGAGGGCAAGAUUUAUUCACGAGUCUUACGGACUGAUAUGUUGGAGUGUCUGGGGGACAGCGACUUUCUUGCUAAGCUCCAUUGUAUCCGCCAAGCUUUUCAGGUAAUCUUUUCCAACACUGCAAAUAGAAUAUUUCUUGCUGAAAGUGGAAGAAAAAUCUUGUGCGCGCUAAUCAUGAGAGCUAGAAAGAACCCAAAGAAGUUUGAGGAAGUAUUUGAUGAAAUGAUCUCUUUCUUAGAGCAGUCUGAUCAUUGGGCUAAUACUGAAAUGGAGCUUGCUGCUUGGGGGGUGAAACAUCUAAAUUUCUAUGAUGUUGUUCUGGACUUCAUAUUAAUGGAUUCCUUUGAAGAUUUAGAGAAUCCUCCUAUGUCUAUACAAAAUGUGGUCAACAACAAUUGGCUGAAUUCCUCUUUCAAAGAAACUGCUGUGGCUUCAAGCUGCUGGUCAGUUCUAAAACAAAAAAAGCAACAAAUGAAGGUUCCUGAUGGCUUCUUUGCACACUUCUAUGCUAUUUGUGAACACAUCAGCCCUGUUCUGGCAUGGGGCUUCCUUGGCCCCAGAAAUUCUCUGUAUGAAUUAUGCAACUUCUUCAAGGACCAGGUUCUUUAUUUCCUGAAAGACAUUUUUGACUUUGAAAAGGUGCGGUACUCCACUAUAGAUAACCUAUCAGAAGACCUUAUGCAGUUGCUGAUUCGACACACCGAUCUUCUCUUGGCCAACCUCGGAGCCGACUCCCUAAGGCAUUCCAGUGGCUUUGUUAGUGGAUGCGGGGACACGGCAGCCGGUGGCAUUGUGGAAGCUAAAGCACAAUAGGUUUCUUCUUAAUGUGAGCACAAUUUUUUGCCAUUUUCUCCCUCGAGGAAAGCUGCCAUCGCUUCGGCUUCGUUUUUGGUUUCUUUCUUUCUUUUUUCUCUUCUUUUUAGCAAGUACCUGAAAUCUACAAUGUUGUUAAAUAUGGACUCAGGGAAGUUAAAAAAAAUGAAAAUAAUUGCUUGGGAGGAAAGGACACUGCAUAUGUUUGGAGCAGGUAGUUUAACCGUCACUGGAUUUAUAUGUAAUAUAUCCCAACAUAUAUAUUUUUUAAAACGGCUAAGUGAAAUGUAUUUGUGGAAAUACUUUGAAUUUCCUCUGGUGUUGUUUGUGACAGAAAGUGAUGCAAAGAAACGUGGUAUAUAGUAUACAAGUAUACAAGUUUGUCUCGAAGGUUUGCACUGUUCGAAUUACCCAGUACAAAGUCUCAAAAGCUCUACCUGACCCUGGCCACACACUUGCCAAGUUAUUAUUAUUUCUACUUAAAUGAAGUGCAAUAUAAUGACACUUAGAGUGACAAAUGAUUUAACUCUGCCUUGAAAAUGUAUUUUGUGUAUAUAAGCCACAGCUCAUUAUGUAGCGAAAUAAAUCAGUGCAUUCAGCCUUUGGGCAGCAAUGCCGUUCUAUAAGCUUUUUGCUUUUUUUUCUUCCAAAAAAAUAAUAAUAGAGUUCGAAGCUCAUAUUUUUAUGUAAAUUACCCUUCACUGAUAUUUUACAUUGGAAAUCACAGUGUGGGGAGGCCUUAAACAAUGCUCUUAAAUAAUUUAAUAAUCGGUUGAAUCCCCUCACACCUUUAGAGAGCUUUUAAAACUUUUUACUAGUUGUGAAUAAGCUAGAAUCUUGUCUUGUUUGAAUGUAUCAUUUACAGUAAAGUAUAUUUUUCGGGGGGAGGGGAAUGUUGUGUCAAAAACGAUAAUCAUGCAACAGACUUAAAUACAUGUUCCUUUUGUCAUUUUAAAUUUUGUCUUUGUCUGUUUUGACAAUUCUGGGAUUCAGUUUACGAAAAGACUCUUAGAAAAAGCAAAAUGUCACAUCUAAGCUUGCAUAAGACAACCAUAAAAUGGGAUAUCAGAAUAAAACGAUACUACAGUAAAAUAUUGUGAAGGCCUGGGCAUAAGAAAGGAUUCCACCUGCUUCUGGAAAGAGAAGGAAAAUUGCACCAGGUGAAGCUUUUCUGGGGCGGGCAGGGGGGGAUGUUAAAGACAGCAGAAAAGACUCUUGGUUAUCAUCACUGCACCUCACAGGGUGGCAGGACCUGGAACAGGACCUUUGAUGCUGAUCUGAAUCCUGUUUCGCUUGCAGGGAAAGGUAAUCUGGCCCUAAACUGUUUGGGGCUUUCUAGGUCAAAACCAGCACUUUCUUCAGAAAUGGACUGGAAGCCAAUUUAACUCUUUUAAAGAACUGUUGAGCUUUCCUUCCAAUCAGACAGUCCCAUUACAUAACUCUCCUGCACUAUUUGCAAUAACUGUACAUCCAACAGUCUUCAAAAGCUAUCAUCCCACAGUAAUCUAAAUGAUACAGUGGUACCUCAGUUUACGAACUCAAUCUGUUCCAGAAGUCCGUUCUUAAACCAAGGCACGCUUUCCCUAAUGAGGCCUCCCGCCACCGGUUCCCUUUCACUGUUCAGAUUCCAUUCUUAGACCGAGGUAAAGUUCUCAAACCGGGACACUAUUUCCGGUUUUGUGGAGUUUGUAAACCAAAUCGUUCUUAAAUCGUAUUACCAGUGUAUGGGUAACUGUGAUCAGGCUGUAGAGAUAUAAUAGCACCUUCCACUAAACCUUGGGCAUGUUCAAAAACAGGUUGAAUACCAGUCCCACCAGCCCAUGGUACUUCUGCAUUGUCUGGAUUCAGUUUUAGAUACUGUGAUCAUAGUUUGUUCAACUUGAAAGUCUGCAUACUAUUUGUGACAUUUUGGACUCGCCUAAUAAAACGUAUUGCCCUAACGCGGAUUUGGGGAUUUUGCUUUUCGUGUUGCUUUUUGUUUUGUAUAUCUGGGCUGAAUCCAAGGUGCUGGUCUUGCCCUGAAACACCUACAGUUUAGGGGACUUCUCUACAAAUCUCCAUGGUUACAAAGAUCUCUGGAUAAAAUCCUGCUGUAGGUGACUUGCUUGCUUGUACUUGUGGCUGGCAUUCACUAGAGCUGGUAUUGCCAACACGGCUUCCAUGGGUGCACAUGUUCCUGGUGUCUGCAGGGUCCCUUCUUCAGAUGAAAUAGACUCGAAAGUAGCAUUGUGUUACAGCCAAUAGAUUUUGUGUGUGUGUGUGUGUGUGCACGCAUGUGCAUGCAUGCUGCCCAUGCCAAUUUAUCCAGUUUGAAAAUGUGCCCCAGGCCCAGAAACAUUAUACUGUACUAGAAAUAGAACUUUUUGCUCAUCGGAUGGCCUCUCUGAAGUCUGCAUGUUCAACUUCUGGAAGCCAGCCAAAGCCAUUUUCUUUCACUGAGGCUUUGGUAAGUAAUUAAUAUAUUACUUCUUUUACCCCAAGCCAUUCUUCCCUCUGCCAUAUAAAAAUCAUGAAUAGCUUCAUGUUUCCUUUUUUUAAAUUUUAAUUUGGAUUUUUUAAAAAAUUAUUUUACACUACGUCAUGGGCCCCUUUUGGGGGGAAUGUAGGGCUGGUAUAUGGUAUUAAAAUUCCACUUUUUCUCUAGUUGCAGGCUGCCUAAAUAAUCAGUUUCUCGUUCAGCCAAGGAAGAAACCUACAGGAUUUGUAGUCACUGUUCUGAAAUAAGAGUUGUGACAGACUUUCUGCAUCAACAUUCUUAUGUUUAGGUUGAUUCCAGUUACAAGCUGGUUAACUUACAGUGUGCAUGUAUGCAACAUGGCAUGGUCAUCUGUAUUCAUCUUAAUAAAUGGCUCAGAUGUAUCAUGGAAGUUGAGGCCGACAGUGACAGUCAUGGGGCGAGGAAGUCAACAUGAUACAGAAUUAGCUGGCAGCUGUUUCUCUGAACUGCCUAGUUCAUGCUAAUACUGAUAUGUGGGGAACUAUAUCUGCAUACAGCAAGGGAGAGAGAAGACCUUUUUUCAGUCCAGGGGCCAUGUUUCGCCGUGGGGAAUUUGCUGGGGGCUGCCUACCAGUGGUGAUUGUGGCAAAACGGCAUCUGUGGAGCAAUUGUUGUGAUCCUUGCCUUUGUACAGCAGGCUACAUUCAAGCUAUGCUCAAUUCAUGUGUGUUUUUACACAGGUACCUCUCAAAGCAAGUAAAUGUGAUGUAACCACCUCCCCGUCCCCCCCUUACAGGGGCAAAAUUCCAGCCAGGCAAAAGUAUACAUGGGGAGGGGGAUGGAACCAGAAUCAACAAGGGAAGAAGCAUGGCCUGGAUGUGUGGACUCAAGGGUCAGAUAGACUUGGAGGGCUGCAUUUGGCCCCCAGGCCUGAAGCUCCCCAUCCCCCAGCACACAUGAAUCAAAUAGGUUUAUCCAUCUCCCUGUCCAGUGUUUCAUAACGGCAAAGUGCACCAAAGCCGGUACGAUGAGCUGACAGCAGUUGGUAACACAUAGGUGAACAUUGGAAGUUGCCUUAUACAGUAUUGAGUCAGACCACUGGUUCAUCUAGCUCAGUCUUCCACUGAAUGGCAGAAGCUGUCCAAGGUUUCAGCCAAAGAGUUGCUCUCAGAUGCUUUCUUAGCCCUACCUUGAUGCUCUUACCACUGAGCUACUUCCUUCUCUACAGCUGCGCCCUCAUUCCAUUCACACAAACUGUCGCUGCAGAAUGCUAUCUGUGACUGACAACAGCUAUAAGGUGGGAGUCUGAAGCCAGCGAACAGAGGUAAUAAUGGAAGAAAGCAAGUACAGUAAGCCUGCAACUUAUGCACAUAUAACGUGUGUGCAUUC